Myotis myotis is the source of this 1072-nucleotide messenger RNA. Its product is annotated as glycine N-acyltransferase-like. The record is from RefSeq and is a predicted model, not a curated record. Lineage: Eukaryota; Metazoa; Chordata; Mammalia; Chiroptera; Vespertilionidae. The transcript is spliced from 6 exons. The coding region runs from base 113 to 1003 and encodes 296 amino acids. Gene Ontology annotation, molecular function: glycine N-acyltransferase activity. Gene Ontology annotation, cellular component: mitochondrion.
UGCGUGCAAGGGUAAAGGGGAUUUUAUAUUCUGGAAAAGUCUGCUGCCUCCCAUCUGUUCCUGGGGACCAGUCUGCGUGGAGUUCACCUUCCAGGCUAAAAUACCUGCCAAGAUGCUCCACUUGCAGGGUCCACAGAUGCUGCAGAUGCUAGAAAAAUCCUUGAGGAAGAGCCUUCCUGAGUCCUUAAAGGUUUAUGGGACCAUCUUCCACAUGAACCAGGGAAACCCAUUCAAGCUAAAGGCUCUGGUGGACAAGUGGCCUGAUUUUAAUACAGUAGUUGUCCGUCCUCAGGAGCAGGACAUGGUAGAUGACCUUGAUCACUACACCAAUACUUACCAAAUCUACUCCAAGGACCCCAAGAACUGUCAGGAAGUGCUUGGCUCGCCAGAAGUCAUCAAUUGGAAACAGCAUUUGCAGAUCCAAAGUUCCCAGUCCAACCUGAAUGAGGUGAUACAAAAUCUCGCAGCCAGCAAAUCCUGCAAAGUCAAGCACACAGAGCGCUUUCUCUAUGCGGAACUGGCUGACACUGUAAAGAAGCUAAUUCCUUCUCUGUUUGAUGUAAAGAACUUACCACCUGGUGAUGGCAAACCCAAGGCCAUCAAUCAAGAAAUGUUUAAACUCUCAUCCCUGGAUGUUACCCAUGCUGCCCUGGUGAAUAAAUUCUGGCAUUUUGGUGGCAAUGAGAAGAGCCAGAGAUUCAUCGAGUGCUGUAUCCAGAAGUUCCCCACGUUCUGUCUGCUGGGGCCUGAGGGGAACCCUGUGUGCUGGGGCCUGAUGGACCAGACAGGAGAGGUACGCAUGGCAGGCACCCUGCCUGAGUACCGGAAGCAGGGUCUCAUCUCCUAUGUCAUCUAUAUCCAGACCCAGGCUCUUAACAACCUUGGCUUCCCCAUAUAUUCUCACACUGACAAGAAUAACAAAAUAAUGCAGAAAAUGAAUUACAAUCUGCAUUAUAUCCACAUGCCCUGUACCUGGAACCAGUGGUACUGUGUGCCUCUGUGAUGCCGUCCUACAAACAAGUAUCAGAUGGUCCCCAACAUGUGGCUGGAGCAAUGGAUGGGUGGGUAGAGA